Molecule: messenger RNA, 4409 nt
Organism: Ctenopharyngodon idella (grass carp)
Lineage: Eukaryota; Metazoa; Chordata; Actinopteri; Cypriniformes; Xenocyprididae
Exons: 3
Coding region: 1722-2681 (319 amino acids)
Source: RefSeq, a predicted model, not a curated record
AAUCCCAAGGCCCUUCUUAAGAUGGCCGCCAGUCCAGAGUCCCUUCUCAAGAUGGCCGCCGCCACGCCUGAGCCCUCGGUCAAGAUGGCUGCCGCCACGCCUGAGCCCUCUGUCAAGAUGGCCACCGCCACACCUGAGCCCUCUGUGAAGAUGGCCGCUGCCACAGUCAUGGAUCUCUUUCUCAUACAGGAUUGACACAGUUGACCACACAAUUCUUUUAUCUCGUCUGGAAAACUGUGUGGGUGUCAGGGGGACCACGCGCGAGUGGUUCAGGUCGUACCUGUCUGGGAGAUGUUUUGCUGUCAGACUAGGGGACUCCACCUCGUCCACCGCCCCUUUGAACUGUGGAGUCCCCCAGGGAUCAAUUCUUGGGCCCAUUCUUUUUGCUCUGUACCUUCUCCCACUCAGUGUGAUUUUUAAAAGGCACAGUAUUUUCUAUCAUUUUUAUGCAGACGAUUGCCAAAUAUACCUGCCACUGACAAAAAAUGACCACGCCCCCCUGACACCCCUACUCGAGUGUUUAAGUGACGUCAAGGCUUGGUUGGCUCAGAAUUUUUUAAUUCUAAAUGAGGGGAAGACAGAAAUAAUGCUGUUUGGUCCCAUUAGAACUCUGGUCGACUUGGGCCCCCUCAAAAACCAUGUGCAUCCCACAGCCACCAGCCUUGGCGUCACUAUAGACAGUGAUUUUAAACUGGAUAAACAAAUUAACACUGUCGUAAAAUCGAGUUUUUUUCAUCUUCGUCUUUUAUCUAAAAUCAAACCUUUUUUAUCUUUUAAACAUUUUGAGCAAGUCAUGCAUGCUUUUAUUUCGUCACGUCUGGACUACUGUAAUGCACUUUACACUGGAAUAUCCCAAAAUGCACUUUCUCGCUUACAGUUAGUCCAGAACUCUGCGGCACGGCUUUUAACAGGAACCAAAAAGCGCGAACACAUCACCCCCAUCCUCGCCUCGCUGCACUGGCUUCCUGUUCGAUUUAGAAUUGAUUUUAAGAUUUUAUUGUUUGUUUAUAAAGCUCUGAAUGGACUGGCCCCUCAGUACAUCACGGACCUCAUCCAAAUUUACCCACCGGCGCGUUCACUCGAGGUUCCUAAGACCAGACUUAAAACCAGGGGGGACCGGGCCUUCUCUGUGGUCGGCCCUAGACUGUGGAACGCUCUGCCUCCCCAGGUUAGAACGGCCCCAACAGUUGAAUGUUUUAAGUCUCAUCUUAAGACCCACUUUUAUUCCUUGGCUUUUAACUCCGUGUGAGUUGUGUGGUCCUGUGUCUUUUAUUGGUGUGUUUUUUUUUUUUUUUUUUUUUGAUUGAUUGGUUUUACUUAUUUGUUUAUGUGCCUUUUUAUUGUAUUCCUCUUAUUCGAUUUUACUAGUUUUUAUUGUUUGAAUGGAGGCUAGUGAAGUUAAUUAGACCAUUUAUUUAUUUAUUGUUUUUUUGUGCAGCACUUUGGAGAAUGUUUGUUUUUGGUAAAAUGUGCUAUAGAAAUAAAGUGGAUUGAUUGGAUUGGAUAGGAUUCUGUCCCCGACCACAGUCCUGUGUUGACUCCCGUCCGCGUCCCGAGUCCAGAGGCGACUCUCUCUCCUGCGUCCCGAGUCCAGAGGCGACUCUCUCUCCUGCGUCCCAAAUCCAGAGGCGAGACUCUCUCCUGCAUCCCGAGUCCAGAGGUGAAUCUCUCUCCUGCGUCCCGAGUCCAGAGGCGAAUCUCCCUCCUGCGUCCCGAGUCCUAUGACGGCUCCAGCUCCUAGCCCAGAGGACCUCUUCAUGCCUAUCAUGGCGUUUGCAAUUAUGUGUGUCUGGGCAACACACACCUCGACACUAGUCCCCGAGUCAGCUCCAGACUCCGCUCCAGCCCACGAGCCCGCUCCAGCGCACGAGCCCACUCCAGGUUCCGUGGCUAUGGCCACGGAACCCGAAGAACCUGAACCCCCAUGGCCUCCCAAACAGCCAGCUCUACCGUGGCCUCCCGAGUGGCUUGCACCUCCAUGGCCUCCCGACCGGUCAGCACCUCCAUGGCCUCCCGACCGGUCAGCACCUCCAUGGCCUCCCGACCGGUCAGCACCUCCAUGGCCUCCCAAACUGCCUAACCUGCCUUGGCCCCCUGAACAGCUGACACCGCCUUCGCCCCCUGAGCUUCCCGUGCCUCCAUGGCCCCUGAGUUCCCUGCUCCGUCCUGGAGGCAGCAGAUCUACCUGCACCGUCACUCACCUAGGACUCCAGGACGCCCACUCUCCCUCCCCGGUUGUUCCUUCUACGGCGCGAGGUCACGCCUAUUGGGAGGGAGAAGUAAUGUCACUGUCACUGUCUGUCUCACCUUCCCCGAACUCCACUUCCCAGCAUCCCUCUGGUUCCUCACCUGCACUCCAUUUCCAAUCAAUGAUCACUACCAGCUGCCACUCAUCUUCUGCACCAUUCAUAAGGUCCUCACUCACUUCACUCACUGUCGGGUCUCGUCAAUGGAAAGCACCACGUCUAUGGAUGAGCACAACGUCACUGUCUACUCCUAUGUCAAGCUCCACGACCCUCUUACCUGUGAUCAACCUUACCUUGUGUUUCCGGAUCGUCUUACAUGUGCGCUACUCACCAGUUGCUCCCACCAGCAGUCCUGGUUCUCUGCAUUCCCCUGCUCUCCGUCGUCUCCAUGCUCGUUGGUUACUGGAUCUCCUGGCAAAGAAACAAAGAGAGUAGAGUAGAGUGCUGGGUUACUGAUAUCAUGUGUGUUUGACUCUUUUCACCCAAAGAAAUGUCGCUCUACAUCAUCAUCAUCAUCUCAUGUUCUGGAGUCAUUAUGGUCUUUCUGAUAAUCACCAUCAGCUUCUGCAUUCACAGGAAAUGGAAAAUCAGUAAGGAUUCAAGUCACAGAGAGACAGGACAGGACUUUUCACAGGCACCGGCCAGGGGAAGGAUACAGACUCAAGACAGUCAGUACUUUGAGAGAUACAACUCUGUGUAUGGACAAAUAUGAUGUCUUUUUUUUUUUUUUUUUUUCUCCAGAAAAUGUUAAAAUUUUACCUCAGAUGUUUUUGAUAUUUAAGUAGUAAUUGCCUGUGUAAUCUAAUUAAGUCAAUUAAACAAGAAGUCCACAAAAAAGAAAUGUUUUCAGACAAACAUUUUCUUUACUGAAAUGGCAGACUGCAGGAAAACAUCACACCUCUUGCUUAUCAUUAAGUAAAUUUUGUUAAUAUAGCCCAAUAUCACUAUUCAAAAUCACAAUACAAACAACAUCCAUCCAUUUUGGUUGAGCACUUGAAAAUACAGCUUCAUUUUCCUAAAUCAUUAAAGGUCUAAAGUUUUAUUAUAAAAUAUUAAAUUAUUAUAAUAGUCUGUAGCGUAAUUUCUUAUUUUUUGUUAGGAAAUCUUAUUUAUCCACUGACAGAAAAAAAAAAAAAAAAAAACGAAGGAAAAGAAAAAAACUCCUGCAUACUUCUCUACACUGGAGAAAAACUUAUAGAUUUGCAUGUUUAUUUCAAAUUUCUUUAGAGAGAAGAAUUAUUUUUCCCAUUUUUACCAAAAUAAGGUGUUGUGAGAAUUAUUGAGUACAUAUGUAAUGAAGGGUCAACAGAGUGGGGAUCCAUUUGCAGCUUUUUAUUACCACAACAAGGCAAGGGCAGAGGCAGAGAUGUGAACAGGAACAGGCAGAGGUCGAGGCAGGCGGCAGGCAGACAGAGUUCAGUAUACAGGCAAGGAUCAGGGCAGACAGCAAACAAACACAGUCCAAUAAACAGGCAAGGGUCAGGACAGGCAGCAGAGAAUCACACAGGGGUAAACAGUCCAAUCAGCAACAGAAAUAACAAUCCACAAAAACGCUCAGAAAUGAUCACCGGGGCAAAUCAAGACUUUGCGAUGUGUGUAUGUAUGUGUGUGUGUGUGUGUGUGUGUGUGUGUGUGUGUGUGUGUAUGUAUAUGUAUAUGUGUGUGUGUGUGUGUGUGUAGGAAUGAGGGCCUAUGGGAAAUGCAGUCUGAAUGGUAAAGAGUCAGUAUUCCGGUGAGGGCUCCCUCUGGUGGUGUGAGGGAGGAAGUGCGGGAGCCUCACUUGUAACAACAUACAUGUAAUGUAAUGGCUUUUUUAUUUAUUUUUUAUUACAUUUUUUCAUUUUUUACAACAAACAUAAAAGUAUGAAAACAUGAAAACACAUACCAAUCCACCUGCAUAUCCGGACAGCUAAGGCAUUUGCAAGUAUCGUUUGAACACUAAAUGGCAAAUUAGUAUUAAGAUUGUGAACCCUUUUGAUUAACAAAGGUGCUUUAUAGUAUUGAAACUGAUGGUUCGUCCAGCAAUUGUUAAUUUACUCUUUCCAUUGUUUCAUUCCCCUGUUAUACGGUUCAAAUUCACUUUCCACUCUCUCACUGUGUGAAUGGUAUGUUUGUGUUUGUUAGUUUAGUUUGUGAUUUAGUUGAAUAAAACUUGUGUGCACA